Esox lucius (northern pike) is the source of this 2636-nucleotide messenger RNA. It is a transcript of the gene slc6a11a, whose product is annotated as solute carrier family 6 member 11a. The transcript has 14 exons. NCBI's taxonomy places the organism in Eukaryota, Metazoa, Chordata, Actinopteri, Esociformes, Esocidae. Bases 102 to 1886 code for a protein of 594 amino acids. The record is from RefSeq and is a predicted model, not a curated record. Gene Ontology annotation, biological process: sodium ion transmembrane transport. Gene Ontology annotation, cellular component: membrane.
AUCGCCCCGACCAAAGAUCUUCAGGCAGGAACUCAGAAACCACCAGCGGUACUUGCCUCCAGAUCCUCUCCCUUUCCUUCUCUCUCCAUUUUACUGGCAGGAUGGCAGUUCCUCAGUCAGUACGCAGGCAUGGGGCUCUCCCGGGACUGGUGCAGGGCAACCAACACAGGGUCAAAGAGCGUGGCCACUGGGAUAGUAAAACUGAGUUUAUUCUAGCUGUAGCUGGUGCUAUUAUUGGGCUUGGAAAUGUUUGGAGAUUUCCCUAUCUUUGUUACAAGAAUGGCGGGGGCGCUUUCUUUAUCCCAUACAUUCUGUACCUGGUGACCUGUGGCAUCCCCCUGUUCAUUUUGGAGACUGCUUUGGGACAGUACACCAGCCAGGGGGGCAUCAUCUGCUGGAAGAAGAUCUGCCCGCUGUUUGAGGGAAUUGGCUAUGCUGCCCUGGUAAUCACCACAUAUGGAUGCAUGACCUACACAGUUAUUCUGGCGUGGGCUUUCUUCUACCUGUUCUCAUCCUUUACUGCUGACCUGCCAUGGGCCAACUGCAACAAUGCCUGGAACACAGACGCUUGUGUGACAUUUGGCACCAAUAACGCCUCUAGCAACUGGACUGUUCCUCUCGUGAAUACGUCGUCGUCUGUAGUGGAGUUUUGGCUGUGGCGUGUGCUACGGAUAUCAAAUGGUAUUGAUUCAUUGGGAGGUAUUAGAUGGGAGCUGGCUCUGUGUCUUCUGCUGUCCUGGGUCAUCUGCUACUUCUGUAUCUGGAAAGGAAUCAGGUCAACAGGGAAGGCAGUCUACGUCACAGCCACCUUCCCCUAUGUCAUGCUAUUGGUGCUAUUAAUCCGAGGAGUGACCCUACCAGGAGCUACAGAUGGCAUCUUCUACUACUUAUACCCAAAUAUUACACGUCUAGCUGAUCCACAGGUUUGGAUGGAUGCAGGAACCCAGAUCUUCUAUUCUUACGCCAUAUGCCUGGGCUACCUGGCCUCUCUCGGAAGCUACAACACAUACAAUAACAAUUGCUACAAGGACUCCUUUUACCUGUGCUUGCUGAACAGUGGCACUAGCUUUGUGUCCGGUUUUGCCAUCUUCUCCAUACUGGGUUAUAUGGCUCAAGACCAAGGAGUGGACAUCUCUGUGGUUGCCGAGUCAGGUCCAGGCCUAGUGUUCAUAGUGUACCCUCAGGCAGUCUCCUUGCUCCCCUGCCCUCAGUUCUGGGCCGUCUGCUUCUUCACCAUGAUCAUCCUGUUAGGAGUGGACGGACAGUUUGUUGGACUUGAGAGCCUUGUGACCUCAGUAACGGAUGUCUACCCACACCUCAUCAGAAAGGGCUACCGGAGGGAGAUUCUGUUGCUGGUCUUCUGCUGCUGCUGCUACCUUGUCGGACUGAUCAUGGUCACCGAGGGUGGCCUAUAUGUCAUCCAGCUGUUUGAUCACUAUGUGUGCAGUGGUGCCACUCUGCUGCUCAUGUCCAUAUGUCAGUCACUCAGUAUUGGAUGGAUAUAUGGUGCUGAACGCUUCUGUGACAACAUUGAGGAUAUGAUUGGCUACAGGCCCUCCUCCCUGCUGAAAUACUGUUUGCUCUACAUUACCCCAUCUGUUGGAACAGGAACCUUUAUAUUCUCUCUGCUUAAGUACAGCCCUCUUAAGUUCAACAACACGUAUGUGUACCCUUGGUGGGCAUACACGCUAGGCUGGUUCCUAGCUAUGUCCUCCCUGUCUCUCAUCCCCAUCACCAUGGUCUACAAACUCUACCGGGGCAAUGGGUCUUUCUGCAAGCGCUUCAAAGAAAUUUGUCGGCCAGCAGAUGACCUUCCUAUAAUGAAGAAGGAGAUGAUACGUCCCUAUGAGCUGGAUUGUGCUACUAGUGAUAAAACGCAGCACUAAGAUAGACUGGCUGAAUGUUCCACUAUCACGAUUGGGCCAGUUUCCAUAUUAACUUUUUUUUAUACUGAAUGUUUUUUUCCUCCCUUCCCUCAUUUUACAUCUACAGCCCUGUUUAGCCCUGUUUAACCCUAUUUAACCCUAUUUAAAAUAUUUAUAACCUGUGUCAACACGUGGAGGCACACUCACUCACCAGAUGACCUUAGAUGUUUGUGAGUUUUCUUUGUUUUACAGUUGUGGGAAAAAUAAUAGUCACCCUUGCACUUUAUAAAAAAAUUUACUUAACAAAAAUAUUGACCUCCACAUUUCUUAAUUUCACACUUAAUAUUUUAGAAAAUGUGUCUUUGAUUCAGACCCUAAUACAUCCUUUCAGAAAAAAUGAUUUACACCCUGGACAAAACAUUUCUAAAAAAAUCUCAGAAUUCGUGAUUUCUUGAUUGCAGGCACAAACUCAGGUGACUUCAAUUCCGAAGUAAAAAAGAAAAAAAAUAUUUAACAAUUUCUACAAGGUACCAAUAAUAAUUGGCUCAUUUAUACAUCUGAUAGUGGAUUGCCCUGCAGUCUACUUAUAAACCCCAAAGCCUUUAAUGAUGUCGGUUUCAAAGUGAACAGCCAGCCAGAUAGCCUAUCAGAUGUAUAAAUGGGCCAAUUUUGGAAAUGAAAUCUUGAUUUAGUUAUACCCAACUUUGUAUUAUGUUAUAUUUGAAAAUCUUGUAGUUUUUGUAUCUAUUUUUAGAAAGUCAAAUUAUAGAC